Messenger RNA from Ipomoea nil (Japanese morning glory), 2236 nucleotides. Its product is annotated as luminal-binding protein. The record is from RefSeq and is a predicted model, not a curated record. Gene Ontology annotation, cellular component: membrane; endoplasmic reticulum lumen; cytoplasm. The transcript has 8 exons. NCBI's taxonomy places the organism in Eukaryota, Viridiplantae, Streptophyta, Magnoliopsida, Solanales, Convolvulaceae. Gene Ontology annotation, biological process: cellular response to unfolded protein; protein refolding; endoplasmic reticulum unfolded protein response. Gene Ontology annotation, molecular function: ATP binding; ATP hydrolysis activity; misfolded protein binding. Bases 28 to 2034 code for a protein of 668 amino acids.
GUGAAGAGAGGAAGUGACAGGUAAACCAUGGCCGUGGGAGGCUAUUGGAGGCGAGGUGGUUCGGUCGUCGUGCUAGCGAUCGUCUUCAUUGGAUGUCUAUCUGCAAUUUCUAUCGCAAAGGAGGAGGCAACAAAAUUAGGAACUGUUAUUGGAAUUGAUCUUGGAACAACUUACUCCUGUGUUGGUGUUUACAAGAAUGGUCAUGUUGAAAUCAUAGCAAAUGAUCAAGGAAAUCGUAUUACACCAUCAUGGGUGGCAUUCACUGACACAGAAAGAUUGAUUGGUGAGGCUGCAAAGAACCAGGCAGCUGUCAACCAUGAAAGGACUAUCUUUGAUGUUAAGAGGCUUAUUGGAAGAAAGUUUGAGGAUAAGGAAGUCCAGAGGGAUAUGAAGCUUGUUCCUUACAAGAUUAUUAACAAGGAUGGCAAGCCUUAUAUACAAGUCAAAAUCAGAGAUGGGGAAGUUAAAGUCUUCAGCCCUGAGGAAAUCAGUGCCAUGAUUCUAACAAAGAUGAAGGAGACAGCUGAAGCAUUCCUUGGGAAGAAAAUUAAGGAUGCUGUUGUUACUGUGCCUGCAUACUUCAAUGAUGCUCAAAGGCAAGCUACCAAGGAUGCUGGUAUUAUUGCUGGACUUAAUGUUGCAAGAAUUAUUAAUGAACCAACUGCUGCUGCCAUUGCCUAUGGACUGGACAAGAAAGGUGGUGAGAAAAACAUCCUCGUAUUUGAUCUUGGUGGUGGAACAUUUGAUGUCAGUAUCUUGACCAUUGAUAAUGGUGUCUUCGAGGUUCUUUCCACUAAUGGUGACACCCAUCUCGGAGGUGAGGAUUUUGAUCAAAGGAUCAUGGAGUACUUUAUCAAGCUGAUCAAGAAGAAGUAUGGAAAGGACAUUAGCAAGGAUAACAGGGCUCUUGGAAAGCUUAGAAGAGAGAGUGAGCGUGCCAAGAGGGCAUUGAGCAGUCAGCACCAGGUCCGAGUUGAAAUCGAAUCACUCUUUGAUGGUGUUGAUUUCUCUGAGCCAUUGACUCGUGCUCGCUUUGAGGAGUUGAACAAUGAUCUCUUCAGGAAGACAAUGGGACCUGUGAAGAAAGCUAUGGAAGAUGCUGGAUUGGAGAAGAACCAAAUUGAUGAGAUUGUUCUUGUUGGUGGAAGCACCAGAAUUCCAAAGGUUCAACAGCUCCUGAAGGAUUACUUUGAUGGUAAGGAGCCUAACAAGGGUGUGAACCCAGAUGAGGCAGUUGCAUUUGGUGCUGCUGUACAAGGUGGUAUUCUAAGCGGAGAAGGUGGUGAUGAAACAAAAGAUAUUCUUCUGUUGGAUGUGGCUCCACUUACCCUUGGUAUUGAAACUGUCGGUGGAGUGAUGACCAAAUUGAUUCCUAGGAACACUGUGAUUCCAACCAAGAAAUCCCAAGUUUUCACUACUUACCAAGACCAACAGACCACCGUCUCCAUUCAGGUUUACGAAGGUGAAAGAAGUCUUACCAAGGACAACAGACUGCUUGGAAAGUUUGAUCUUACUGGAAUUCCUCCUGCUCCAAGGGGAACCCCUCAAAUUGAAGUCACAUUUGAGGUUGAUGCAAAUGGUAUCUUGAAUGUUAAAGCUGAAGACAAAGGCACUGGUAAAUCAGAGAAGAUAACCAUCACCAAUGACAAGGGCCGCCUGAGUCAAGAGGAGAUCGAACGCAUGGUUCGCGAGGCAGAAGAGUUUGCUGAGGAAGACAAGAAAGUAAAGGAGAGGAUCGAUGCCCGUAACAGUCUGGAAACCUAUGUGUACAACAUGAAGAACCAAAUCAAUGACAAGGACAAGCUUGCUGAUAAGCUUGAAUCUGAAGAGAAGGAGAAGAUCGAGACAGCUGUGAAGGAGGCCCUCGAGUGGUUAGACGACAACCAGAAUGCCGAAAAAGAGGACUUUGAUGAGAAGCUUAAAGAAGUGGAGGCGGUUUGCAAUCCAAUUAUUUCGGCUGUGUACCAAAGAUCAGGUGGUGCCCCAGGUGGUGGAUCAUCAUCAGAAGACGAUGAUGCUCAUGAUGAGCUGUAGACAGACGAUGAUGAAGAGUACGUACGUGUUGAGGCGCAUAGGAUACUAGGUGAGGGAUGAGUUUAGCGUAAAUCUUCUGUGUCCGGAAUUUCAAGUGAAGAGAUUUCACCCACUUUGCUUGUUUUUGUUGAAAGGAAGAAUACUCGAGCAAGAUAUUUCCAUUUACAUGAAACAAAUGGUACUUCUUGAGAUUUUUAACCAA